AUGAAGUUGCUACUACACAUCAAAGAGCAACGUGACACGACCCACAAAGCUUUGUUACAUACAACAAAACCUUUCAUGCCACCACAAGAAUCCAUCACGCCACAUCCAGCAAAAUCGUCACAUACAAACCAUGAGCGCAACAAUUACGCAGUAAGUUACUUGUGUACCUCCUUGAAAUUUCAUCCAAGCCACGAGCCAAGCUACGCAGCUUCACAAAGCCACUAUCCAGAAAUCAAUACCAUGCCAUUCCCAGCCAAUUCACAAGCCUCACGCAUCAGCUCACACCAUUCUGCAACAUGA
This is a messenger RNA of Lathyrus sativus (Indian pea), 300 nucleotides long. NCBI's taxonomy places the organism in Eukaryota, Viridiplantae, Streptophyta, Magnoliopsida, Fabales, Fabaceae. The record is from the annotation of a GenBank genome assembly.